Molecule: messenger RNA, 1916 nt
Organism: Myotis daubentonii (Daubenton's bat)
Lineage: Eukaryota; Metazoa; Chordata; Mammalia; Chiroptera; Vespertilionidae
Gene: AQP7
Product: aquaporin 7
Biological process (GO): glycerol transmembrane transport; water transport
Cellular component (GO): basolateral plasma membrane; plasma membrane
Molecular function (GO): glycerol channel activity; water channel activity; urea transmembrane transporter activity
Source: RefSeq, a predicted model, not a curated record
GAGCUUGGGACAGUCAUGGAGAAACAAGACUGAGGCCUGCUGUAACUGAGAAGGCCCCACAGUGGACGCUGAGAAAGAAGGCAUUUCAGCAGAUAUCUAAAUCUCUCUGCCAGCAUGACUCAAGCGGACAAGAAGAAGCGGUCCAUCCGCAAGGCCAAGAUGAUCCCGUCGCCCGUGGUAAUAAGGAUGAAAGCAAUACUGCAGAAGGAGAUGGUGCGAGAGUUCCUGGCCGAGCUCAUGAGCACAUUUGUCAUGAUGGUGUUUGGCCUUGGCUCCGUGGCCCAUAUGGUUCUAGGAGAAAAUUUUGGGAGCUUCCUCGGUGUCAACUUGGGUUUUGGCUUCGGAGUCGCCAUUGGAGUGCACGUGGCAGGGAAAGUCUCUGGCGCCCAUAUGAACGCAGCGGUGACCUUCACCAACUGUGCACUAGGCCACUUGUCCUGGAAGAAGUUUCCUGUGUAUGUACUGGGUCAGUUCGUGGGUUCCUUCUUGGCUGCUGCCAGCAUCUAUGGCAUCUUCUACGCCAUUAUGAACUACUCGGGCGGAAAUCUGACAGUGACUGGCCCUGUAGCCACUGCUAACAUUUUUGCCACCUACCUUCCUGAGUACAUGACAUUGUGGAGGGGCUUCCUGGAUGAGGUAUUCGUUACGGGGAUACUCCAGCUAUGUCUCCUUGCCAUCACGGACAAACGUAACAACCCAGCCCUGCCAGGGACACAGGCCGUGGUGAUUGGCAUCCUUAUUGUCGUCAUUGGAGUGUCUCUGGGCAUGAACACAGGAUAUGCCAUCAAUCCAUCCCGGGACCUGCCUCCCCGCUUCUUCACCUUUAUUGCCGGUUGGGGCACAGAGGUCUUCAGGGAUAAGAACUGGUGGUGGGUGCCAGUGGUGGCACCGCUCCUCGGUGCCUACUUAGGUGGCAUCAUCUACGUGGUCUGCAUUGGCUUCACUAUCCCACGGGAGCCCCAGAUACUGGAGAAUCCUGUGGAGUAUGAAGACCACCAAACACCUGUACUGCCCAAGACCAUGCCUCACCAAACUGUGAACUCCUCCCUCGCCUCUGUCUCUGUGUCCCUCGACAACAGGACUCCAGUCCAGCCUGUCCCACCCUUAAGUGACAACAUCCAAGUACAGCAAUUCUAAAGAGAGAAAGAAAAAUAUCGAUGUGAGAGUGGAACAUUGAUCGGCUGCCUCCUGCACACCCCCUACCAGGGAUUGAGUUGAAACCCAGGCAUGUGCUCUGACUGGGAAUUGAACUGGCGACCUUUUGGAACACAGGACGAUGCCCAACCGAGCCACAUCAACCAGGGCUAGACCCCCACCUCCCCCAUUACAUGAUAUUAGUAAACAUUUUCAUUUACCCCUUCCAAUAAUCCAUUUUCUCUCUCUUGGGGGCAAAAUUACCCCCCACCCUUGAAAAUGCUUGAUGUAGAUAGACGGAAAGUAUGUAAGGGGUUAGACUCCUCUUCCUUAUUCCUGGUGUCAGAGCUGUCCCACGUUAAGAAACUCCAGAGCUAGAAAAGAAGAUGCAGAGAGGCAAGUCCUUCUAAACGGUGUAGAGACAGGAAAAGGUCUCAUGGAGUUCAAGAGGAUAGGCCCGGAGGUUGGAUGGAGGUAGGGCAGCCAGGAGACACCAACUCUGGGGCCAGACAGGACUCAUCCUACUUUCUGGGAUUCAGAAGGCAGCAUUAUCCAUGGUUCCUACCAUUGCUUGUGUGUUUAUCCUUUCAGCAAUUAUUGAGUACCUCCUGUGUGCAGGCCUUGAGUGGAGGAGGUGGGUCUUUGCCUUCGAGAAACACGGUCUAAUGGGGACAGGAGUCAAGAGCUAAGUGGUGGAGAGGGGGCUACAUGGAGACUGUGGGGCUCAUAGAGGGCUCACAGUCUGGCCUCAAAGCUGAGGCCAAGGAUGGCUUCCCAGAGGA